AAAAAAUAUACAUAAAAAAUCAUACUAACUCAAAGGCCAUAGGCAUAGGCCUAAACUUUUAAAGAUUAUUAAGUCAGACACUGAAAUGAAUUUAAAUAUAAUAUAUAAUUAUAUGCUUGUAUUAUGAUUACCGGACUAUGUUUCAAAUGUAUUUUUAUAUUACCUUAUUUUCUACUAUAAUCAUGGGAUGCCUGUCUGAUAAUUAUUUAAUGGAUAACUCGACAGGAUAUGAUUAUGAUCCGCAGAAAGCACUUGUUUAUUGUUCGUUUUUGUGAGUAAGCUUACUUCUAUACAAAAUAAUAUACCCAGUUUACUUACCUAGACCUGAACGACUACCUACUUAGCAAAUUAAUAAUUUAGCAAAACUAAUUGCCAGCAACUAAUAUGAUGGGCUGUUUCAGAUUUAGAGGCCCUAUUGUCUGAGUCUGAAUCAGAAUUGUUUUCCUAAAUUGAGCUAUAAGGCUAUAUUGCCUUGGCCUAUGCUUAUACUUAUAAAAUAUAACUGUGGUUUACAUAAAACAGAAAUUAAUGCCCAUCAUACAUCAUGAUGUAAAGUUAAGGUAUUUGUAGGUAAACAAAACUCAUAUUAUAUACCAGCACCUGCCUAGAGUCAGUGUCACCUAAGUUUUCAAUAAUUCUGAGUAUUUUUGCUAUCUUGACCCAGGUCACUAGCUGGCAGCUGGGAAACACUAGUCUAUAACUAUAGUGUAUUAUUUAAUUUUAUACAAAAUUUUGAGCAAGGACACUUGACUAUUCACUAAGACUUAAUCUCUUAUUUCAUAAAACACACUGUUCGAAUCUAGAAACUUAUAACCUUUAUUCAUUACUACAAAACCAUUAAGACCAAUUAAAAGGAUUAUUGUGAUAAAUCUUGAUGUAAACAUUUUUAUUUUAAUGUAGGCAUGUGCCUAUAGGUUAGGUAUUAUUUAAAAUAAAUAGUAUAGUAUAGACAAAAGCAUACUAAGCACAUUAUUGGUCGAUAAUUAAUAAUGGCAAUGCACUUUUCAUUUUUGCUCUCAUAUAUAUAUGGGCUGAUUGCCUUUUCAGCAAACUUGUAUUAUUCUCUACUUGAAAUUUGUGAUGAUGCAAAAAGAAGGUGUCAUAAUUUGCCAGUACUUGGUUGCAGCAAUGUAGUCUAUCAGAAGGGUCUAAACUGACUCAAUCCAAAUAGCUUGUGGUCUGGAGUUCAAUCAAUCCCCACCAAAGCCAAAGCAAGCAAAAACAUCCCAAGCAUCCAGGGUGGAUGGGACUUGUUAGCCUUGGACGGCAACUCAUCUAAGAGAAGGCAAACUCUGGAUUCAAACUAGGAGUCAGAAUGAUCAAUAAAUUGAUUGUGGGCCCUCAAAUAUAGAAGAAAAAAAUCUGCCAGAGUAGCAUUUUAUCAUUUACAGAUGACCCCAGGUGUAAAUUUUGUAAAUAUGAGUGAUGCUCUUCUAUUUUCAAUUAGGCUUAUGCAUUCGAAUUUUGAGUUUCUUUAUAUUAACCAGAGUUUUAAUACGGUACUGAUAUUUACAAAUGUUUUGUAGGCAUUAUUGAUAGUAAUUAAAUUAAAAGAAUUAUUCCAAUUUUUCUCAGGCCUUUAGAAUUUCUGAACUGUAGUGCCCCAGAAGAUUUAAAAGGAAAUAUUACAAAAAGAAAGGAGCAAGGUUAUGGUUGUACUAAGGUAAGGAAUAUGUACUUUUUAAUCACACAUGUGUCAAACUCAAGGCCCGCGGGCCACAUCUGGCCCGCUUAUAAUUAUAUCAGGCCCGCGAGGUCUUGACCAGCAAACAAUUAUAUCAAAGUCAACGCCAUGGUUUUUCCCAAUGCAUACUUUGCUGAAAAGCUUAGCUUACUUCGCGUAGAGUUCGCACUGCGCUUUAGUGACUUUGAAGCAGAGAAAUGUAAUUUCGAGCUGUUGAACCAAUUUGUCAUAGAUGUGGCAACUGCACCUGUAAAUUUGCAGAUUGAGCUAAUAGAGCUGCAGUGUAAUGGGACACUAAAGGAAAUGUACGACACAGUUAGGCCAGCACAUUUCACUCGUUUCAUUCCUGAAAGGAUUCCCCAGCUUCGUCCACAUGUGGCUCAAACCUUGAACAUGUUGGGUAGCACAUAUAUGUGUCAGCAGCUGUUUUCUGUGAUGAAGAUUAACAAAACAUCACACAGGAGUCAUCUCACAGAUGAACACUUGGAGUCCAUCAUGAGAAUUUCAAUGACACAGAACGUUACUCCCAACAUAAACGAACUUACUUGUUAUAUAUAAAUGUUUUUUUUUUUAAAUAUUAAUUUUCUGCUUAUUGAAUGUUUAUUCUGCUCGGCCCGCAACCUUACAUGUAAUUUGAGGUUUGGCCUGCCGAGCGAUUGAGUUUGACACCCCUGUUUUAUCAGGUUCAGAAGGUGAAUGAUUUCACUCUGGCAAUGAUUCUGAAUUUUUAAAAAUAAUUAACAACAUUACAAAAAUGGGAGAAAAAAGGCCUCAUCAAUACCUCACGUAUUAAUGAUUUUAUUUUUACACCUUCCCAUCCCAGAGCAGGAUGGUUGCUUUAAUUUAAGAAAAAUAUUUGGUGGCUUCAAGCAUUAGCUGGGUUGAAAUGGCUAUUAUGAAACAGUCCCUUCCAUUUAGUGUAUAGUUUUAUCAUCAAUUGACAGUGGACAUUAUUUGUCUUCGUUUUACUGUUUUAAAAUAUUUUAAGUAGACUCCCGCCUGACAUGAAAAAGUAAUCUGAAAUAAUUUUAUAUUAAUAUCAGGGUUCAUGUUAAGAAUUUUAGAAGUUUUAGGGUAUUAAAUGUGACAUGAGUGAGUUUCAGAAAAUAGGAAAUAUAAUGUAUCAGUUACAUCAACUAGAGUAUAAAAAUUCGAGGUAUAAAUUAAAUAAUUAAAUGAGGAACUACAUUUUUUUUCUUCUAAUUUUAAUAUCUUCAAGUGGGGUGGUGAAAAAUUUGAAGAUGUUCAGAAUACAAGCGUGUGGUGCACAGCUUUACCUGGCAUAGAAUGUUAUGGCAAUAGAACUUUUCUUAGAGAUGGAUUCCCAUGCAUAAUGUAAGUAAAUCUACUUAUUUCCCUUUGGUAUGUUUAAUACCUGUAUGUUUGAAUUAUCUGUCUAUUACUAUUACUCAAAUAUAAACUUAUUUUAUUUGAAAUAUUAAAAUAAGUAAGAUCUAGUAUUUUAUACAAAUGUCUAUUAUAAUAUCAUACAGGUACAAUGGUCAUUACUUUGUGACAACUUUGAUAUAUUCUGUUCUCCUUGGAUUCCUUGGCAUGGACAGAUUUUGUCUUGGUCACACAGGUAAUAUAAUACCUUAAUUAUUUAUAUUACAGCAUCAAAGUUUGAUUGCAAGCAGUCAUUAAAGUUAAUCAUUACCUAUGGCUUAAGAAGACAUUGAUAGGGAUUUACAUCCUAAUCUUUAGUUACCGGUACUCAUCAUUUUUUAAAGUUAAAUUUUACAAUGUCAAAAAAUAAUUAAAACAAGCCAGUAUCUUUCCUUUAAAAUCAUAAUCUCGUAAUAAUUUAACAUAAUGCAGGUACAGCGGUGGGCAAACUUUUAACACUUGGUGGUGUAGGAAUUUGGUGGAUCAUUGAUGUGGUACUACUCGUAACAGGGCAGCUGAAACCUGAAGAUAAAAGUAACUGGGUUCCUUACUAUUGAUUAAACCCAGCUCAAAAGGUACAAAAUAAAGUGAAAUUCUGUGUCCUUCAUCAGGAUUAUUGACAUUAUAUUUAUGAAAAGGCUGAAAACCUCAGAAACACUACUUUCAUCAGUUUUACCUGUACCAUAACUUAAAAUUAUCAGACAAAGUUCUGCUUUACAUGAUGGUGUUCAGAGGCUAAUUUCCUCAGUCUAAGGAACAAAUGUUUGGGAAUCAGAGAAGUGUUACUUCUGUUUCUUCACCUAGUUAUUACAGAUAUUUACUCAUAUUCCCAGUAACCCAAAGAAUGGUUUUAUAAAUGUGUACAUUUUCAAAGCUCAAUGCCUGAUUACAUAAUAUAUAACCUGAUUGGCUUUUGAUUAAUCUAAAAUAUGCCAAUUAGCUUUGGCUUAUCAGUCCAAUCUUGAUAGCUAUACAUUUAUUCCGAGAGAUCUCAUGGAAUAUGUAAAUAAUAGCAUUUUUCCUUUUUGUGUUCUUUAUUUACUGAAAUACUUUUUUUCUAUGUUUCAUAAAAUUUUCAUCUGCAAAUUUAAGAAUACUUUGGGUCUCAACUCUAUUUGUUGAGGCUGAUGUGAAAAUGAAUUUAAUUUAUCAUUUAUUUUAUGUAAUUAUUGAAUAUAUCUUUGGAAUUGUUUCAAAUAGAUUUGAAGUGGAUGGAAUAAGUGCAUUUUUAAAUUAUAUUUGGAUUUGUUGACAGUCAUUCCAGAUAUUUAUUUUGUGAUAAGAUGUGUUUCUAAUUUUUAAAAAAAAAAAAGAAUGAAAAGUAUGCAUGAUUAAUUUUGAAAGAAAGUGUUGCUACAUUAUGGCAAAUGUUUAAAAAAAGGAAAUAUUACAUUGCGGGAAACGCAUCAUUAAAAUGUCUAUAAAAAUGUAUGUACUUUUUAGUGUCAUAUUUCAUGUUAUAGUUAUAGAAGAUUUUAAAAAACAAACAAGUCAUGCACAUUUUAAAAAAGUUUUUUUUAGUUAGAAUAUAAUUAAAUCACCAUCACCUUUGAUCCCAUAGUUUUCCCAUCACAACAUGUUUUUUUUAUCAGUAACAACAUAGUAUUAUAUUAAGUAUUUUAUGUCAUAGUUAUAUGUAACAAAUGAACAAGUAUUUAAUAACAAAUAUUUAAAUUAGCUUGAAAAUUGUUUUCAAUUGGUUCCUGUGAGUGGGUUAAAAGUAUUUAAAAAAGAAUGACUGAUUUGAAAUAUAUAUACAUCAAUGGAAUUUAAAAAUAAAUUGUUUUUGCUCAAUUAAAAAUAAGAAUAGAAAAGCUGAAAGGAAAUGAAUUAAUUUUUUUUCAAAAUGGAUCAACAGAACUUUCCUUUAAAGUGCUGAAUUUUCUGGCACACAUAAAAGAAAUGCUUUUUUGAUUGCGUUGUACAUAUUCAUUUUCAGGUCGUAGAUAGGAAAAACUGGUAACUUCUGAUCUAUUGGGGAACAAAUAUAAAUUAAUCUUUUGGUUCUACAAUAGUAACAUUGAGGGAAAGAAUUAGCCCUGAUUAAGCUGAUCUUAGGUAUCUGGGAUGAAUAAACAACUCAGUAGAGAGUUUAUUUUUCGGGAAUAACUUAAAUUUGUUAACUAAAAAUCAAAGUGAUUUUUUUUAAAGUGGAAAAUAAAUAUGGCGCAAACAUUAAGUUCCACAGUAUUAAAAAAAUAAGCUUCAAAGAGUUAAUCAUGAAAUCAAAUAUGGUUCACAUUUCUGAAUACAUUCAACAAGCACUGCAUGUAGUAAAAGAAAUAUGGAAUCUGUGUAUAAAAUUAUUUCUUAGACUCUGCUGGCAUAAUUUAAUAAUGUCAUUAAAAAAUAUUGAAUACUGGGUAUUUCAAUGUUAGUGUUUGUUAAAUUGACAAUUCACAUAAAUGUAAUUAAAAGGGACUUAUCCAAAAUAUAUUAAUCAUGAAGGUAUCUUUAGACAGUUUAUGUGCAUAAACUACAAUAAACUGUCCAAAAUCAAUUAAGUAGAAUUUAGAGUAAAUGGUACGGUACACAAAAAGUAAUUAUGAAAAAUUCAUUAUAUUGUCAUUGUUAAUGCUGUUUACAUGUUAAAAAUAUUUGUCACACAUUUUAAAUUCUGCAUGAAAGCAAAAUUAGGCACAAUUUGUUUCUUUCUCUCAACAUUUAGUUUUUCUUCCCUCUUAAAAUAUCAAAUCAAUUAUUAUUGUGGUAAGGAGGGAAGUUCUCCAGUUCCUCUUGCCAGCUUGUAUACUUGCAUUCCAACUUCGUAUGCAAGCUUAUCAGCAUUGGCCUGUGGAAAAUUAGAAAAGAUUAAUUUGCAGCUGUCUGUAAAAAUGGGAUUUUUACACCAAUGAUGAAAUCACAGAAGCACCAUCCCCCUUUAUUUUUAUAUCCCAACGACCAUGUAUAAGAUUUAGCAAAGUGGUCUUCAUUAGAUAUUUCAAAUCUGAUCCUUAAUCCUGAUCAUUUCUGAUAUAUACAUAUUGUAAACAUCAUUACAGUAAAUGGUACAGGAAAAGUUAAAGAGAGAAUGGGUAAAUUAAUUUUUAAAAAUUUUUCUGUUAAUGAUUGCUACUAUACCUGUGUGUCUGCUUCGGCAUAUACCCUGACAACAUCUUCUGUUCCAGAUGGUCUGAAAUAAAUUUUAUCAGAUAAAAAACCACAGAAUGUUGUCUUAAAAAAUAAUUCACUUACAUAUAACUUUUACUACUUCUAUUCAAUCACAGUUUGAAUUACCAAUAAAAUACAGUUUACAUCUUACAAAAUCAGUUAUACUUAUAGAUUGAGAAUGUUUCAAUAAAUUC
Molecule: messenger RNA, 6375 nt
Organism: Lymnaea stagnalis (great pond snail)
Lineage: Eukaryota; Metazoa; Mollusca; Gastropoda; Lymnaeidae
Source: the annotation of a GenBank genome assembly